AUGGGCCUUUCGAGUCAACGCCCCAUUCUGCCUGCACCUACCGACUCGUUACUGGAAUCUGCAGACGACACUGGACUUGGUACCGACGUUGGGACAGAUUUAUCUCGAAGAACCGACAGGUCUGACAAAACCUCUGAAACCAUUCCUGACGACGGGAGCCCAAUCACCAUCACUACCGCCCACAAGCGCAAGAACGUAGGCAAGCUCACAAAGUCUGGUCAACAAUCCCAAACUUCACUUCUCAUUGAAUAUUUCGAAGGAAGUAAAGGAUCAGAUUCCGGACGAAGACGUCCAAGUCUACGUGUACGAUACACGCCCUCGCAUUCAAAAAAGAACAAGGAGAAAGCUGAAGGUCACAUACUUGUCACGGAAUCCAAGUCUGCGAAACGCCCUUCUCAGAGUCACCGCAUUGCUCUCGGAGGCAACGAAACCCUCGCACAGAACGUUAUUGAAGGCAGCAUUAGUUCAUUGGAUUCUGCUGACGGUCUCGGGCCUUCCGCCCCUGUCGAGAUCGAAGUCUUACAGAGCGAGGCCAGCGAUUUAUCCGGUCGGAGCCCUUCUCCAGAAGCAAGAUAUAUCAUCCCCGAAUCAGAUAUCUCUUCUAUGCCGCCGGAGAGCUCAUUAGGGCCAAGCCAACCAGUUAUCAUGCCGCCAUCUACUCAAAGCGGAAGUCUUACCAGAGGUAUAUCUACAGAAGAAGACACAUUGAAGCCUCCUGUUAUUGCCAAUGAUCGCAAUUUGAGCAACGAGAGAAUCACACAAAAGGUCAUAGAGAAAUUGAGCAACAAACCACGACGUUCCAGCAGUGGAAAGCGACACUCCAGCAGGCACAGUGUCAGUAGGGAAGUUGCAUCAGUACACCCCGAACCACGAAUCCGCGUCACCAAGAACGUAGAAGACAACUCCGUCCCCAGUGCCACUGGCUCUAGUCUUGUUAGUGGUUCUCACUUGUCCGCAGCCGAUCCGCGAGCCACAGAUCAACGUUCGGUGCGCUCAGGAGGUUCGAAUGUCUCGAUCACCAACAACCCGAAAUUAUUACAAACAGUUGAAGACGCAAUACGACGUCUGAUUCUCCCCGAACUGAGCGAAAUAAGAAGAGACCAACGACAUUCGCACCGUUCCCGAUAUGACAAACUGAGCAACCCUUCCGACACAUCUUCCAGUACUAUCUCACGGGAAGAGAGAACACAUCGCAAGUCGUCAGGGAGCAAAUCGAAGCGUCGAGUAAGCCGGGAAUCCGAUUCCGGUAUGCCUUCAGGCUCGUCUCGUCGCCACAGACGCCACAAAACAGAUUACGACUCGCCCUCCGAACAAAGUUACGACCAAUCCGAGUCGAUUGAGAGCGGUAGCAUUCGGGGUGAGGAAAAGAAGUCAAGGAAGCCCUCCAAACGGCAUCGUACCCGAGCAGGGGCACUUGGCGGCGCAGCUCUGACGGCUGCAGCACUGAAAUCGCAUGAGUCGGGCUCAAGUCUUGAGUAUUCAGAGCAUCGCAGAAGAAAGAGUAAGAGCCGUAGCAGUCAAAGUACGAGCGUUGCAGAGAAAGAGGAUGCAUUUCAGAAACACCAGAUACCCCCCAUGCCAUUCGUCAGUGAAAUCGGCACAGACCUUACCCGAAGCUCGCUUCAGUCCUCUAAUGAUGGAGGCGCUACGACACCGACCCAACGCGAGGUGCGUGAAGUGAUACGUGGAUCUCCUCUCGAACUUCCGUCGCCAACGACGCAAACACCAACACGAGGUUCUUUUGACUUAAAACGGGGCCUUGGGACACAUCACGGCAAUUUUUCUGAACACGACCUUUCGGCGCAUGAUCUAGCAUCAGCCAGGAAAGAAGUCCUCGAAGAGGGCGAUGCCAAUGAGCCACACGAGGAUGAAGAACUUGAUUUUGCUACUCAUGGAUUUGCGGCACUGACAGAUCCAGAACGAGCUCGGGCGUAUGAAAGAAAUCUUCACCAGCAACACCCUAUCAGGCGGGGCCUGAGUCCAAUUCAGAGUGUUGCCAGUUAUGCAACAACGGAGCCCAAUCGUAAUUCCUUGAUGCACCCACGGAGCUCGGAGUCCAUGGAUUCCCUGAAGAAACGACAACAGAUGGAUGACCAGAUCUCGAUUUCAUCCCUAUCAUCCGCACCAAGCACUGAUCUAGCUCGAUCGAGGCGACCGCAAGGAAUCAGUUUGGAAAACCGCAGUGAGAUCAUGGCGCAGCACGAAGAUUCUCUCGACAGUACACCACGCCAGAUGGACCCGCAAGCUGUUUUCGACGAGCAGCAUUUGGAGAACGAAAGCUAUCGUGACUCUCCAUACAUUGACAAAGUCACUGCUGGGCAACAGGUGGCUAGAGGACUAGGAGCCACUGCAGAGUAUAUUCAUUCACCCACCGGCGUCGAGUCCGCGGUUGCUUCACUUUGUGACCCAUCUGUCGUCGACGUUGACGUUGACAACACGACUUCACCGCGCCACAGCCAAACAGACUCCCUUGGUGCUCACGACGUGCAAAGCCCUCACUUAUCUCAACGUGAAUAUGAGUCGAGACACAGUGGCAGCCCACUCAAGCACCAGAUAUCAAAUCAUUCCCAACCCGAACGGGGUCUUGCAGGUGCUGGAGUGAUGCGCGCCGUGUCUCCACCGCAAAGUCCGGCUCGUUCAGCUGAGCAUUUCGAUGAAAGAUCUGCCAAGUCUAUUCACUCGGCGCAACUUCCUCCUGGUGAUCCGGCUAGUGGCCAGGUAGAGCGUUCUCCUGAUUCAGAGAUUACGACAAAUCCAUCCAUAAUUCGCGGGCCGAUUGGUGGACUAGCACACGGCAAUACAGACCAUUGGCCAUACGACCCAACACCACCGCGUUCGCGAGCCGAUCUUGUUCUUCCACCUGUGAGUCGUGAUAUAGGCUCUGCCAGCGCUGAUCUCAUCCCCGAAGCCUUAUCAAUCCAUCGUGACCACGAAUUGGACCCCAAACGAGAUUUGUACAUGAAGGCGCAACCCUUGGCAACACCACCGGGAGGCAAAGAUGAAGGUUAUGAAACAGGUGCUAAUGCACGAUCUCCCGGGUUGUACUCUCAAGGCCCGGGGGUGCCAAAUGAUGGCUUCACUCCAGAGAUACCACUUAACGACCCCACACUUGCCGAAGAUCCUUUCAUGACUCAGCGAGACCAAUAUGUCAGUGGGCUUUCACAUGGCAUGUCACCCAUGUAUGAUAGUGCUACUGGCCGAGGCCGCGAUCACAUACAAUCAAAAGAUAUUGUGGCACUCAUGGACCAUCUUACUGUUCGUGACGCACAGCGAAAUGCGAGAGAUACUGAAAUAUUGGUGACGCUGGUUCGCAGUGCUGCAGAGAUGCGCAAUUCAUUUGAGGAUAUGAAGAAGUUCAUCGCGGAGCAAGAUGAGAUUAUCAUGGACACUGCAGACAAACAGCAUGAGAGAACACAGAAAAUUGUGGGAGGACCCAGACCGCAGCCCAUAGCCCCGGCUCGUCCUACACGGUCAGCCACUUCUGAGGAAGACUUACCUUCAAAGCGUCGCAAUGUCUUCCAACGAGCGCUUCGAGGACUUGGAGCUAAGAAUUCGCAAGAACUGCAGAACAUUGAAGCGAUGCUGAUGCGACUUCUCGAUGAAGUGGAAAGUCUACGGGCCAUACAGUCUACAACUGUCAACAAGGAACAACCAAGAUCAACCAGCUUAACUUCCGCUGACAAUGCCCGUGCUCCAACAGACGCUGGCUAUGAGCCAGAAGGCCAAGCCGGAACCUCAUCGACGGGUGAUCGGUCUGGAUUCUUCUCAAAUAAUUCUUCCCGUCAGGCAGAUUAUCGGAACUACGGUCUACACCGGGAUUCCGGCAAUCGGGUCAGCACGGUGAUGGAAGGCGACGAAGAAUACGAUGGCUAUGACAAUCAUCUGGGAGGGCCCACUGCUGGAAACAUUCAAGCGGGGGUUCAUCCGCCGCUAGCCACGCCGCCGAGGAACGAUGGGAGCCGAGACCUGGGACGUAGCUCUGUACCAUUGAAUACUCCUCCUCGAAUGCAUGAUCAGAACACGGGAUCGCCUAGCAACGAAAAUACUCCUCAUCUUUCGGCGGGUGAUGGGUCUGGGCGGAAGCACAAAUCUUUUGCAUCAUCUUUUAUUCCCAAGAUGGUGUCCCGAUGGUCUAAGACUACAGCGUCUUCCGCCGACAAUUUCCGAACAAGUGGACAACGGACCCGACCCUAUUCGGAGAUGUCUCGUUCGGGAUCCAAUCUUGGGGACUAUGAUUUUGAGCAUGACCCGCAAGGCGACGACCGCAUUCGCUCACAUACGUCCUUCCAACAAGACGAAUAUGGCGAUGAAGAGAACCGACCACCUUCGCCCUUAAUUCCAAGUCAAGUAUCUGAUAAUCCCAAAUAUCAGGCUCACCGAAACAGCAUCAAUCUCCAACAUCCUCAACCUCGACAAGGACCCAGUGGCCGGUACCAAUCUCGACUGGAAUCCGAAGCACAGAACUACAAUGAUCAGAUUUCUCCAACUUCACAAUCCUCGUCGCAAUGGGAAACGCAUUCGGGUCUGCAAAAUACCAACCCUGUCAUGAACCCGUACGGAGGACAUCUCAGCCCGAUCUCCGAUGCGGCAUACUCUGCAGAACAAGGUAUGCAUCAUGACAAUAGGAGUGUUCGAUCUGGACACUCCCAGGGACCACCCCGCCCACCCAAGAUAUUAAAUGAUGAGCCCUUGGUGCCACAGCGUCCACCUAAGGUCCUGAUGAGUCCUCCCCCAUCGAACAGACAGCAGACCUAUGUUGAUCAGGUGGCUGCGGCCAGGGCUGGGAGUCCAGCUGUCGACAGGUCUCCAGUGGCAGCUUUAAGAUCACCGCCAAGUCAGACGCGAAAACCCUCUGGACCCAGACCUCUUACAGGAUCAGGUGGAUCCAAGGGUGAUUUGAAUGCAAUCAGGAGAACCCGGUUCAGAGGCAGUCCCAAUCAGAUCGACAGCGGUGAUGAUGUUACUGCGGCGUAUUAA
This is a messenger RNA of Rhinocladiella mackenziei CBS 650.93, 4977 nucleotides long. RefSeq lists its product as uncharacterized. Lineage: Eukaryota; Fungi; Ascomycota; Eurotiomycetes; Chaetothyriales; Herpotrichiellaceae. Bases 1 to 4977 code for a protein of 1658 amino acids. The transcript is spliced from 2 exons. The record is from RefSeq and is a predicted model, not a curated record.